This is a messenger RNA of Clonostachys solani, 1773 nucleotides long. The record is from the annotation of a GenBank genome assembly. NCBI's taxonomy places the organism in Eukaryota, Fungi, Ascomycota, Sordariomycetes, Hypocreales, Bionectriaceae.
AUGGCCUCCCCUUCACAGAAUCCAGCUCCACCCGCAAAUGACCAGGUCCAGCCAAAGCGGCCAUAUGCUGGGUCAUCGGCCAGCAAUGCGAGACCCCAGGGACAAAGCGCUCCCUCUGGUCAGGUAGAAUGUGGCCACCCUCAAUUGCCUGGUGCUCUGGGGGAUAAUCGAGAUUCUCAGGGCAGAGGCACAGCAACUCGUGCCACAUCUCCCCCACAGCCCUCGUUGGCUACAGCCUCUCCACACAGCUACAGGUCUCCCCAAAUCGUUCCAAACCACCUGGAUGAUCACCGAGAGUUUCCCUCGCCGGCUUGGACAACGCACCAUUUUGAGCCAAACCCGGUGGCACGAGAGCCAAGUAUGACUAUCGAUGCUCCUCGAGAUGGUUCGGUAGCGCAUCUUGUUAAUACGACCGGCCAAACAGGCGUAGAUGAAAGGACAGAAGCAUAUCGGGACAUGUCGUGGCUUCCAAAUGACCAGCAAUUACCUCCAAAGCAGCCGUUUCUAGCACCACCAGGUUUUACGGGUGCUGGGAUUACAGAGCCAAAGUUUCGACACCUCGACGGCUUGUCGGACCACGCCAGCAGAUGCAAGAUUCUGGAGAACUGGAUCCUCCGAUUAUGUGAUGCGUUGAAUCCUUUACCGGGCAUCCUGAACCCGAUACGAACCGUUUUUACACCUUUAGCUCUGGAGGGCGCACAGGAAGACGCUUCACAAUCGACAGGCGCCGUUGCUUUAUUCCAUAUGAUAUGCUCGGCCUCAGGCUUUCAUCUAUCUAACACGUGCGAAAUUGGGGACGAAAGACGCAAGUUCGAGCGUUUGGCACUUGAGCAUCAUGAAAUGGGCAUUUGCUAUCUCAGAGAGAAUAUUCGGACUGAUGAUGAGAGCCAAUAUGCUCCAAUUCUUGCCUCUUUGAUUAUAUGCCUACUGACUGAAGACAUAACUGUCAAUGACUCUUUUUGGCGUAUCCACAUAAGAGGCGCAGUUGAGUGGGUGAAUCAUGUCGGCGUUGAGUACUGGUAUCAGACGGAGUCAGCGUCCAUGAUAUACCAGAUGUUUCUAUGUAUGGGAACUUUAGUUCAAUCCCAGAUUCUCCCGGGGGACCGCAGUGGCUAUGGGUGGGAUUUGCGCUUCAACCUUGAAUCGCACCCUGGGCCAUACCUAAUAGAGUCGAUUUUUGGGUUACCCAAGCCAAUCCUGGAGGUUAUUCAUAGAAUGAAUGACAUCCAGAAGCGGGCGCAAGAGCAGCAACACCCCGAAAAUACCUCGGCAGAUCGUACUUUCAGUGCUGAGGUCUUAAAGGAGAUAGAUGCACUUGAAUUCGAGCUUCUUCUUAUGAUGCCAUCUCCCUGGGAGUCGCCGAUCAGUAUCCCACAGGGUAAGCAGCUGAUUUACCACUACGGAUAUACAUAUUAUUACGCCUCUCUACUUUAUCUGAAACGCACCUUGAAGGGAGUCCCAAUACGCGAGGUGCAGGGCCUGGUCAGGAAUGCCCUCCAGCACAUCGAAGCGCUCAAGACCCUCGAAGCCGGGCACUCAACCCCGUCUCUGUGGCCCAUCGCCAAUAUUGCACUUGAAACGCACAGCCCGGAGCUGCGGCCUCGCAUGCUCGCCUGCAUUGACUUUUUCUCCAAGCAGUCCACGCUGCUCAUGUGGGGAAAGUUUGGCUCUUCGGUCCGUGGUCUGUGGACGCGGAGACAGAGUCCCGGAGAGGAGAAUCUAAGCUGGCACGCGUACUCGCCCAUCUUUUACCACAACUAUGUCUUCAUAUGA